AUGCUCUGGACUGUCACAUACAAGCCAAAGACGAAGACACAUAAAGAGAUUGGUUCGAACAUGAGUCAGGAUAGUGGGUGUACUUCUCUUUACUUGGGGAGUAAAAAUGAGACUUCGAUUCAUGAUCUCUCUUCCUCUGUCGAUGAUCCUGUUCCGCCGCCGCUACUCUGGUCCCGGCUGAGAGCAUACGGCCGAGAUGCAUUCUCCGAAUUCUUCGGAACGAUGAUCUUAAUCCUUUUCGGUGACGGGGUGGUGGCUCAGGUUCUUCUCAGCCACGGUCAGAAGGGAAACUACCAGUCCAUCUCCUGGGGGUGGGGAUUAGGCGUCAUGCUCGGAGUAUACGCCAGCGGCGCCUCAGGAGCCCAUAUCAAUCCAGCCGUAACCUUCGCGAACUGCGUCUUCCGCGGAUUUCCCUGGCGGAAAUUCCCAAUUUACGCACUAUCCCAACUCCUUGGCGCCAUGUGCGGCGCAGCAAUUGUCUAUGGCAACUACAAAACUGCCAUCGACGUCUUUGAGGAGGAGCCCACAUCCGCACUGUGCCAGACAGGACAAUUCUUCUCUGAAUUUCUGGCCAGUGCAAUCUUGAUGUUCAUGAUCUUCGCCCUGAAAGAUGAUGGCAAUCUAGGCGCCGGCCCUCUCACGCCUCUGGCGUUAUUCUUCGUCAUCUUCGGAAUCGGUGCUUGCUUCGGCUGGGAGACUGGGUACGCUAUCAAUCUGGCCCGAGACUUCGGUCCAAGGCUUGUAUCCUACAUGCUGGGCUACGGACAUGAAGUCUGGGCUGCGGGGAAUUACUACUUCUGGGUCCCAAUGGUAGCCCCAUUUCUAGGCUGCACCUCCGGUGGCUGGAUCUACGACCUAUUUCUAUACACAGGUCUCGACAGUCCAAUCAAUACACCCUGGAUGGGAAUCAAGCGUCUCCUUGGACCCUUCCACCGGAAGAAGCUGGCACUACAGAAUCCCGUUUGA
This is a messenger RNA of Penicillium maclennaniae, 966 nucleotides long. Its product is annotated as MIP/aquaporin family protein. NCBI's taxonomy places the organism in Eukaryota, Fungi, Ascomycota, Eurotiomycetes, Eurotiales, Aspergillaceae. Bases 1 to 966 code for a protein of 321 amino acids. Gene Ontology annotation, biological process: glycerol transmembrane transport; water transport. The record is from RefSeq and is a predicted model, not a curated record. Gene Ontology annotation, molecular function: water channel activity; glycerol channel activity. Gene Ontology annotation, cellular component: plasma membrane. The transcript has 4 exons.